AUGUCUAAAAUGUGUAUAAAGCACGCAUCGAUAUUUCGACGAAUCGAAAAAGCUCGUACUUAGGAAAAAAUCGUGAGAAAACGAAGAGUUUCAAAAUAACGGAAUAGAGUUCUUGGUAAUCUAUAUUAUCGCGAAUGAUGCUAGGUAUCGCUUUUACCGUGUCAGUCAAUGCGUUGGGAAUGCACUAAUGCAAAACCUAGCCGGACACUAGCCGGUGUCACUUUCGAGAAUAUUAGCCGUGGUAAUCGAAACCCGUCGAUACGGAUAUACGGGUGCGGAAAUAUUUAGACGUAUCCAUCGUGCACAACGUCCUCGGGAUCAAUAAAAGUUGAGGCGGGGCAAGGUUUGGCGUGGCCGCCGUUCCGUCUCGGUUCCCUCGACCCACCGCUGUCAACGCUCCCUUCGAAACGCGCAAAUUAUACCCAAGAUUUUCUUCGCCUUUCGAAAGAUUCGUUCAAAUGAUCUGUUUAUUAAUUGCAGUCGUACUCGAGACUUUAUCAAUUAUUUUUUGUUCGAGAGAACAAGGUACAGUUAAAGCAAUUAAUUGUCAUACAGAGAACACUGUUAGCGUUGAAAACAUAAAUAUUUUAUAGAUAAUUCGUGUGUAUUUAACGGUAUAGCCUCAGUGAUUCCGAUCGAUUCUCGGAACAGGGUAAAAUUACGCUUUAGAAGGUCGAUGGCAUCGUGACUCAUAACCACCCCCUUUUGACACGCAAGAGGGUAUUCCGUCCAUCGUUGGAAAGGACGUUGUUCGUCGCAAAUUCCUCGUGUACAUCGAUAAAAAUCGUGCGAUUAUUUAACGCGAAUUUCAGUUCGGCGAAAGAUUAAUAGCAAACGUCACUUUUCUGUGAGCUCACAAAGAUAAAAUGUCUUUAAAUAACAACUUGUUAGAUCAACCGUCGAUUAUCGAGAUGGCACGGUCCAUGAUAGGUAGUAACAAGGCGGAAUAUUCUUUUUUGUACUCGCGAGAACGUGAGCACGAUGUCUUGGUUUGUCUAAAUUGGCUGUGAUGUCAUCGAGCGUUUAUAUUCGCGCGAGCAACGAAGGACAAUGCGCAUAGAGACCAUCGAGUCCGCUUUCUGUAUCCAAUUAAAGGAUUCGUAGAGUGCAACGCAGGACCGAUAAGUGAUUUACAUAUUCCACUGCUUUUUCGCAAUUUUUCAAAACAGGACAAAAGCUGUUCGAUCAAAGCUCGAUUCUUAUCUGUCACCCGUGAUAAACAAACCGAUGAGUCAGAGAAAAGAGAGUACUUGAAAUUGUCUAUCCUUCAUUUAAUCGUCAUGAAAAUUCCUUUGAUCCCGUUAUCAAGACUUUUACGAUGAAAACAAUACCUAACACGACCGUGAAGGUUUUUAAUUCAUAAGAAGCUCUCACUGUAUCUUGCUCUCGUUACGUCAAACGUAAUCUGGGAUAUUUAUUUUCCUCGGAAGCUGACGCGACCCGGUCCCAAACUCGUGACAUUUUCCGAGAGGGUACCGUUAUCGUGCUCAUCGACGAAACCGAGAUAGGAGCUCGCGUCGCGGAAAAGAACUGCUUCUCUCGGCUGGAAUUUAUAUCGAUAAUAAAUAUGAUCUGUUCAUGGUAACCCCGUUACAUACGCGUACUGUAACGCGUGUUUAUCGUCGCGCGAAACAGUGCUGGUACCUUUGGGUGAGCACACGAACGGACACGUACGAUGCACACGAGCAAAUGUGCGGGCGUGUAUGCGAUUGUAGGAUUUUUUCCUUUGAAACGAAGAACGAGUGAUCCAUACAUGGUAACGGUGAGAAGACUGGCUUACGCGUUGCAACGCGUAACCCACCCUAUGGCUCUCCUGUCUCCGCUCGUUCUCGACUCUUGCUUCUACCAGCUAGACGUGGGCGUGUACUACCUCGGUGACUCAUGUAUCGACUUUUCUCCCAGUCAGGUUAGGAUAAGCAGGGUAGAUUUAAGGUGAAUCGUAGGUAAGGACGAAAGAGGUUACGAAACGAACGGAGAUCGUAUGUUUCGUACAAAACGUUCAUGACAUUUGAAGAUCGACAUUUGCGUAAAUAAUGCAUACAAGGUACCGAUGCAACAAUA
Megachile rotundata (alfalfa leafcutting bee) is the source of this 2061-nucleotide messenger RNA. RefSeq lists its product as uncharacterized. Lineage: Eukaryota; Metazoa; Arthropoda; Insecta; Hymenoptera; Megachilidae. The record is from RefSeq and is a predicted model, not a curated record.